This is a messenger RNA of Coffea eugenioides, 848 nucleotides long. RefSeq lists its product as uncharacterized. The record is from RefSeq and is a predicted model, not a curated record. Bases 291 to 500 code for a protein of 69 amino acids. The transcript has a single exon. Lineage: Eukaryota; Viridiplantae; Streptophyta; Magnoliopsida; Gentianales; Rubiaceae.
CUUUUUUAGUAUGCCCCAAAUCCACACAGCUUUUCUACUACUACUACUAACUUUAUGACAACGAUUUUAGCUGUAUCCUAUUCCUCCCAUUCUUGUUAUUCCUUUCUUUGCUCACUCCUUCAAGAAUCCGCUGCCUUUAUUUUUUUCAAGCCUAUAAGUAGUACGGUGUAAUCAAUCUUUCUUAGCUUAGCAAAACUGGUGUGUAGUGAUAGUAAAAGAAAGAGGGAGAUAGGGAAGGCAGGACUCAGGAGAGAAGAGAUCCAGCAGCAGUAGCAAGUUGUGAGAGUAAGAUGGCAGAUUGGGGGCCGGUGGUAAUAGCGGUGGUGCUGUUCGUGCUGUUGAGUCCAGGGCUGUUGAUUCAGUUACCGGGGAGAUCAAGAGUGGUGGAGUUCGGAAACAUGCAGACAAGUGGGCUGUCGAUACUGGUUCACACCAUCAUCUUCUUUGGCCUCAUCACCAUUUUUCUCAUUGCCAUUGGGGUUCAUAUCUACACCGGCUAGACCAAACCACACCAAUCCGCCCCCCAGCUAGCUUCUUCUUCUUCUAUAAACGUUUUUUCCUAUUGCUGUCUCUGUCUGUCCACAGAUAUCUUGAUUUCUUAAUUUCUUCUUGUUUGCUGGUGUAGUUUGACUGGGUUGAGCCCCUGAAGCUGCACGGGAUUUUAUCGUGUUCUCAUUGGGGAGGGGGCCACUGUGUGGUUGGUCUGCUUUAAUUUGCUUUCGUUCAGUAAUCGGUGUUGUUUUGGGCUUUUCAAGUGCAUUUCAAUAGAUAGUUUUUGCAAUCUAUAUACUGCUGCCGUGCUACGUUACUAGUAUCAAAAAAGCAGCUGCUACUUCAAAGUUCUUGCA